Molecule: messenger RNA, 1348 nt
Organism: Drosophila kikkawai
Lineage: Eukaryota; Metazoa; Arthropoda; Insecta; Diptera; Drosophilidae
Source: RefSeq, a predicted model, not a curated record
CGUCGAGAGCGGACACAGAGUCCAACAGCCAUUCCCUUUUUUUUUCCCUCGAAAGACGAACGAAGUGUUAACCCAAUAUGCUAAAGUGGACAGCCUCGGCCCAGCGCCUGAACGAGUUGCCGCAGGAGCAGGACGUUGCAGAGGGAGGCCAGCGUCAGAGAAGGAGACAGCAGCGACGCCAUCGACGUGCCACCAUUGCCAAUAAGGAGAACGUGCCCGACUAUGGCUACACCUCCACACCACUGGUAGUGCCUCUGCCGGCGGUGUCGCGCCUGCGCAAUAGUCCUUUGGUCCUGGCGCCACUCAGCGAUAUCCGUAAUAUAACCCCAGAGACGGCGGCGGCGACGGUGUCUCCAGCAACGCAGCGGGUCCAAAGUGUACGCUAUGCCACCACCCUGCCACGCUUUGCGGAGGACUACUCACCCAAUGGGGUGCUCAUGCCGGGCCAGCACUUGGCGCUGAGAGGACUGGCUCCCCUGGAUCCCUUCCUGGGACAGCCACGCUACAUGGCAAGCCAGAGGGAAACCAAGCGCAAGCUGGACGAUGAUCUGGUGGCCACCAUGGAGGAGACACCAAUACCAGCUACCACGACAACUUCAGCACCAGUUCCAGCUUCUGCUCCCCUACGUCCCAGCACCCCGCAGCCCGCCUCCACCCAGAUGGGUGACCAGACACUGGAUCGCCUGAUAGACGCCAUCCUGGACUCUGCCUGCAAGGCGGAUGCCAGCUCUAAGAAAAAGCCACGUCGCUGCCGCUCCACCUUCAAUCUGCGCCGUCGCACCCUGGUCAAGCAGCAGCUGGAUGCGGAUUGCGGUCGCCCAGAGGUCUUGUCGCCCUCCUACGCCCCGGGAGAUGAUCCUGCCAGCGAUCUUAGCUUUGGCAUGAUAAUGCCACUGACCAUGACCACACCCGAACCGGCCUCACCUUUGGUGAGGAUACCACAUCAGGUCCUGGUGCAGCUGCCCACCCCUAAGGCUUCAGGGCCUCAGAAAUUGGGUGACAACACCUUCUGCCUAGAGACGCCGGUGAGGAGUCUGAAGAGGAGCCGAGUGGCUGCCAGGGAGGAGGCAAAGGAGUCGCCUCUGAAGAGAUACAAGGUGGAUGAGCGCAACUAUUUUGAGGUGGGACUGGCACUGCCAUCGUCCAUAUAUGUGUGAGGGGAGAUCCUGCUAGGAGAUCCUGGAGAGAAAAAGAAGCUAACGGCGGGAAAAGCCUGAAAGCCAGCUGACAAACGGGGGGAAAACGCUUAACUAUGACGCUUAACUAGUUCCUAAGUCCUUUAACUAAACCCCAAAAAUCCUGUAAAUAUUUAUAUCCUUUUAGUUAAACAAAUUAUUUAUUUCUAGUA